ACAAGAGUUUUAAGCCUACACUUCAGACUCACCACAAUUUUAUAUUCUAUGUUUGGCUAAGUAAAUGCCUAACCAUAUUUCAAAUUUCAACAGCUCCCACCCUACUCAAGAAUAUACACACAUAUCCUCCUAUCCACCUUUGAUUUCAAAAACAAACCCUAAAACGUGCCUCCCACAACCUCCUCUUCAUAUACAUCCCCAAACACAGCCCAUCUCACACCUUCAACCACCAUAACCACCACCACCACCAAGCAUUGCCCAUCUUAGACCUUUAGCUUGAGCUUGUAGAAUCAUAUUGAAUACAUUCUGCACCGAUCUUCGUUUAUCAAUCACACAUUCUCUAACCAAAUCCAAGCUAGGGUGGAAGAAACACUCGUAUACAUGGCUGCACCAAAGCCUCCACCCCCACCUCCGCCGGCACCACGGUCGCGUACGGCACACGCCACGGCACCCGAUGACCGGUCGCCUACCAGGCCUCAGGUUUCCCUCCAACAGCCAACACACAAGAAAGGCCCCACAAAAUCCACAAAACUCUUUCGGCGCUUCCGGGCUGUGUUCCGGUCAUUCCCCAUCAUAACCCCGGCGUGCAAGAUGCCGGUGAAGCUCCACGGGAACCGGGGCCUCAACGACGGACACAUCCACGGAGGGACACGGAUGACCGGAACCCUUUUCGGGUGCAGAAAAUCUAGGGUUAACCUAGCCAUCCAAGAAAACCCUAGGUGCCUUCCAAUGUUGGUGCUAGAGAUUGGCAUUCCAACAGGAAAACUACUCCAAGAAAUGGGGUUGGGACUUGUUAGGAUUGCACUAGAGUGUGAGAAGAAUCCAGGAGAGAAGACUAAGCUCAUUGAUGAGCCAAUAUGGACCAUGUUUUGCAAUGGUAGAAAAACAGGCUAUGGGGUGAAGAGAGAGCCUACUGAUGAUGAUCUCAACGUCAUGCAGAUGCUGCACGCGGUGUCAAUGGGCGCCGGCGUGCUCCCGAGUGAGGCCACAGACGCGCCGGAGGGUGAGCUGACGUACAUGAGGGCGCACUUUGAGCGUGUCAUCGGAUCCAAGGACUCCGAAACUUAUUACAUGAUGAGUCCUGAUGGUAACAAUGGCCCCGAGCUUAGCAUCUUCUUCGUCAGGAUUUGAUCAUAUUGGUGGAAGAGGAGGAACAAUGGGAAAUGAUAGCAUGUUUAGGGUUGAAACAUCGCAUGAGAUUUUGUACGUAGGAGAGGGAUGUUAUUGAUAGUUGUAAUUGUCAACUAUUGAAUGAUGUGAGUUCUGUUUCUUAGCACGUCUUUCGUGGGGAAAAAGAAUUAUCCGAAACAAAUGAAUUCGGGUUGAUGGACAUUCAUGAAAAUGUCAAGAGAGUUGUCACGAGAGUUUUGAAUGUUUCAAGAGGAUGGAGUAGGGUUAAAUCAGCUAAUGUCGCCGUUGUCUUGGGUUCGUUAUCGGUUUUCGGUUUUAAAUUGCUUGUGAUGCCAUUUUCAAGGAGCUACACUGCACAAAAACUACUGUGUAAGAGCUUAAGAAAUUGUGACACAGAAUUUGUUAUGUAGGAACAUGUGAAUAAUGUAUCUAUGUUUAGUGUUGUAAGACAAUCAUGGAAACGAGAAAAAAAUGCUA
Messenger RNA from Cornus florida, 1608 nucleotides. Its product is annotated as protein MIZU-KUSSEI 1. NCBI's taxonomy places the organism in Eukaryota, Viridiplantae, Streptophyta, Magnoliopsida, Cornales, Cornaceae. Bases 382 to 1131 code for a protein of 249 amino acids. The transcript has a single exon. Gene Ontology annotation, biological process: hydrotropism. The record is from RefSeq and is a predicted model, not a curated record.